ACAGCGUGAAAUUACAUAGCACCACCCGUGCAGGACAGGUAGGACAGGAAGGACAGGCGACAGCGAUGCAGGGAGCAGCUUAAUGGACUUGUGAACUGUUGCGGGUUUAAUUGUCCAAUACUCUGUCCUGCUCCUUAUCUGCCUUCCUCCUUAUCAACAGAAACCAUAAUGACUUUAAAGUAGGGCGUAGGGUGUGCCAGCAGGCUGUCAUUAACGCAGGGAUUGGUUUUUGUUCUCUACGUUCCUUUGAAAGGUUUACGUAUAGGCUAUUAUUUUGAGGACAAAGGAGACAGAUUGAUUCUGAUGUUAAAAAGGUUUGUAUAUUUCGAGGGAACUACAUGGUGAAGGGGGUCGAUGGGAGUUGGGGUUCACUGGAGAGCAGCGGGCCGCUCUACAAUCACAGCUCUCAGAGCAAACAGGAGCUCUGGUUUGUUCCAGCGGGAGAAAUGUUGUGUGUGUGUUCUCAGCAGGACGUGCUCCUCUGUGUGCGCGGUCACUGCCGGUUUCUUGCUGUUCCUCGGAGUUUCUCUUCUCUACUUACCGGACCCCUUCACGUCGGAACCGUUUGUUCCUAUCGCUGAGGAAAACCCCGCGGUGACACUCUUGAUUUGGACGCAUCCGUUUGGUCGGUACCGCAAACUUCCGGACUGCUUUGCGCUCUAUCAAGUAAGGGGGUGCACGCUGACCGACGACACCUUUGAUUACGCGGAGGCUGAUGCUGUGAUCUUUCACCACCGGGACAUUGCCACCAGCACCGUAGAGCUGCCACCGGAACCGCGUCCACCUGCGCAAAAGUGGAUAUGGAUGAACUACGAGUCCCCCACGCACACGCCCCGUCUGUGGCGCUUCGAGGGACGUUUCAACCUCACAAUGAGCUACCGGACAGACUCGGACAUUUUCCUUCCCUACGGUUAUCUGAUCCCCCGUGUGCACACAGCCGAGGGUCUCCGGAACCUCAAUACGCACCCUCUCCGAGGACCCUCGCGAUCAGACCGCCCCCGGCCCCGCCUCGUUGCGUGGGUCGUGAGCAAUUGGUCGGAGUCCCAUGCGCGCGUGGCCUUCUACUACAAGCUCCGUCAGUACAUCCAGGUGGAUGUGUUCGGCCGUGCGGGCCGCCCGUUACCGGAGGAUAACGGCAAGGGCAGCGUGGUGCGGCUGGUGGGACGGUACCAGUUCUACCUGGCGCUGGAGAACUCGCAGCACACCGACUACAUCACGGAGAAGCUGUGGCACGCCGUGCUGGCCGGUGCCGUGCCGGUGGUCCUGGGUCCUUCCAGGCAGAACUAUGAGCGCUUCCUUCCCCCGGAGGCCUUCAUCCACGUGGACGACUUCCCCACAGUCCGAGGGCUGGCCCGGUACCUGUUGAUGCUGAGGCACAACCCGGCCCGGCUGAAGCGGCACCUUGACUGGAGAGGGAGCUACAGCGUGCACCAACCCGCCUUCUGGGCUGAACACUACUGCACGGCCUGCAGGGCGGUGAGGAAGACCAGAGGCAGGACUGAUGUGGUCCAACACUUGACACGCUGGUUUCGGUCGUGAAAAAAAGCAUUACAAAGCUGAGAGAUAACCAUGAGGGCAGCUUGUAAUCACACUGUGAUAAUAAGAGAGAAAAGCACAAAUUCACUACUGAGCAUCAUUUUUCAAAGUUUACAACAGAAAUCUAUUUAUCAUCAAUCACAAUGAAGACAAUUUUAUGGCACAUUUAACCUGAAAUGACCCAAAAAUUGGCCUCAGAUAACCUCACAAUUGUGACGAUGGAAAUAAAUCUAUCCCUGACAAAGUCUGAUAUAGCUAUUUGGUUUUAUUGUUGUCAAUAAAUCUAAACCUACAGUCUAUAGAGACUCUCUGUCCUUUAGACUCUUGAUCUAUUUAGCAAAGUGUAUUUGGUUCCAGGCAGCUGCUGGUUUCAAACAACUUGCAGAGACAAGACUUAUUUGAGAUGAUUCAUCGCUGUAAACAAGACGUUUAUUGUUUUUAGGGUUGUCAAACUGUUAUUUCAACUGUGAUAUCAUGCAAUAUUAUCUGUAUGGUAGCCUAUUAUAUGCAACUAACUUCAAAAGGUGACUGACAUGAAGGUGAAUAAAUAAAGCUGUGACAUUUAUCUUGAGCAAGUUUAACAUCAGAGUUUAGAAUAGGGAUUGCUGUUAUAAUUUAGAUGGUUAAAUUUGGAAAAAACGUUACAUCAAAUUAGGGUUAGGUUAGUGUCUAGUUAGUGAGAGUGUGUAUGUGUGUGUGAAUGUACCAAUCUGUUGUGCGUUUGCUUGAUUCAGGGAGGUAAUAAAGGUAUAAAUAGAAACCA
This is a messenger RNA of Thunnus maccoyii (southern bluefin tuna), 2299 nucleotides long. RefSeq names its product alpha-(1,3)-fucosyltransferase 4-like. Lineage: Eukaryota; Metazoa; Chordata; Actinopteri; Scombriformes; Scombridae. The transcript has a single exon. Gene Ontology annotation, cellular component: membrane. Gene Ontology annotation, molecular function: alpha-(1->3)-fucosyltransferase activity. The coding region runs from base 355 to 1539 and encodes 394 amino acids. The record is from RefSeq and is a predicted model, not a curated record.